Uranotaenia lowii is the source of this 819-nucleotide messenger RNA. RefSeq names its product general odorant-binding protein 45-like. The transcript has a single exon. Gene Ontology annotation, biological process: sensory perception of smell. The record is from RefSeq and is a predicted model, not a curated record. Gene Ontology annotation, molecular function: odorant binding. Bases 1 to 819 code for a protein of 272 amino acids. Lineage: Eukaryota; Metazoa; Arthropoda; Insecta; Diptera; Culicidae.
AUGAUCGCAGUCCUAAAAGUUCUGACAGCAACGCUGUUGAUGGGUCUCCAUCAACUGUCAACUCUCCAAGCAUCUGGAAUUCAUUCAUCACACUCAAAAACAGCUUUCCAAGUCCAUACGGAAUGUCGGAAAAUGCUACGGAAUCCUAUGAAGGCUCGAGAAGACGUCUGUGAAGAUCGUUGCGAAGUGUGCGUUUAUCGCGCUUGGGAUGACAUCCGGGGUCCCGUCUACGGAGUGUACCGGGUAUUCUGGGGUAUCCAGAACCCUGGAGACGAAUGCUUUGUGGAUCGAACCUAUCGCUGUCUGUGGAAUCGGGACCAGUUCAAUCUGACAACUCCGGAUCCUUGUCGAAGAGCAACGGAAACGACAACCUGCUUCGACCGGUAUCAUGGGGCAGUGACCCCGGCAACGAUCGUUUUCCUAAACCCAACGGCUCUGCAUUUCAGAAGUAUCGUCGAAAGCUGUAGAAAGUUCCAACAGCUUUCGGACCAAGAUUUGGUGCAUCCUUUAAACAGUGGAUUUUUGGAUUCCGAAGUGACCAGAUGUUUGUUGAGGUGUGUGAUUAUCCGGGCGGGACUUUACACGGAUGCUGAUGGACCCAAUUUGGACCGGUUGGAGCAGAUGUAUGGAGCAAGGUCGAUCGAGAGGAAUAACUUCUGGCACACUGGACAAAAAUGUGUAGCCAGAACGAAGCUUAGAAACCCUGAAGCUUCAGCCUGUAGUUUAGCUGCCCUUUUUGUGGACGAUUGUUUUGAGGAGUUGUUGCAAGAUAUUCGGACGGCCAUUUUGGAAAUCGUUAAAUAUGAAAAAAAUACUUGA